Lineus longissimus is the source of this 1099-nucleotide messenger RNA. RefSeq names its product glutathione S-transferase P-like. Gene Ontology annotation, biological process: glutathione metabolic process. Bases 118 to 747 code for a protein of 209 amino acids. Lineage: Eukaryota; Metazoa; Nemertea; Pilidiophora; Heteronemertea; Lineidae. Gene Ontology annotation, cellular component: cytosol. The record is from RefSeq and is a predicted model, not a curated record. The transcript is spliced from 7 exons. Gene Ontology annotation, molecular function: glutathione transferase activity.
UGUUACAAUCAGCCGUCUGACGCGAUCGCGAGAAAACCUGCCAGGCUAUUCGCGGCAUUCACGAGUAGGGCACUACCGCGACCAGACGACGAGCAAGCCAGACUAAACCAUAGCAACAUGUCGGAGUAUGAAUUCACCUACUUCGGGUGUAGAGGGCGUGGCCACCACACGCGGUAUCUCCUGAAGGAUCAAGGAAUUGCUUGCGAGGAAGUUAUCGUUGACUUCAAAGACUGGCCAGUGCUCAAGCCUAAAAUGGAAUUCGGUCAGUUGCCUUGCUUGAAGGAUGGAGAUUUCCAGCUCGUGCAAUCCAAUGCAAUCCUAAGACACUUGGGCCGUACACACGGUCUUUAUGGCAGCAACAACAGAGAAGCAGCCAUGAUUGAUAUGCUGAAUGAUGGAGUGGAGGAUGAGAGGAUGAAAUACACCAACAUGAUAUACAAGAAUUAUGAAGCAGGAAAAGAGCCUUACAUCAACAAUGACAUGAAGAAUUUCCUUAUGAACUUUGAAAAGUUGGUCUCGUCUAAUAAUGGUGGAAAGGGAUUUGCAGUUGGAAACCAGACCAGUUUCGUUGACUACAACUUGUUCGACAUGCUGGACAACCUCACAGUGCUAUCCCCUGGCUGCUUGGACGACUAUCCUGUUCUCAAGGCUUACCACGAACGCAUGAUCAACCGCCCUGGAGUCAAAGCCUACAGAGAUACUGACGAACAUAAGAAUAUGGCUAUUAACGGAAACGGGAAACAGUAAACCGAUUAAAUUGCCCGGAUGUAUUCCUGCCCUUUCAUUAUGUAUACAAGUCUUCUUACGUUACAGAAUUAUAUUAACCCUGAGAGUAACCAGCCUAAAGAGUGGGUACUCUAAGAUCAACCCAAGCUGUUUGAUAGCCCGUAUAAGUCAGGCAGUUGACAAUGAAAUCUUGGUUGGCAAUACCCUGCAUACAGCUCAAUGUUAUAAAGAUACUGAAUAAAAAGUUAUCUUCCCUGGGCUGUUAUAACGCCACAGAAUAUUUUGCCACGGCAGCAGUAGAUCUGCCCCUAAACUGUAUAGAAAUGCUCCAUCCGGUUAUGGUCUCUAAUUGAAUAAAACAGUUGUUGUAAAA